AUGAAGAGAACUGUAGACGCCGAGAUUGUGAUCGUGGGAGGUGGUAUUUGUGGCCUUGCAACAGCCCUUGCACUUCAUAGGAAAAGAAUUAGAAGUUUGGUGCUAGAAAAAUCAGAGAAGUUGCGAGCUACAGGAGCAGCUAUAAUCGUGCAGGCAAAUGGCUGGCGUGCACUUGAUCAGCUCGGUGUUGGUUCAACACUUAGACAAACUGCCAUUCAAAUACAAGGCGGAAAAUUCAUAUCGCUUAGCGAGGCAGAGCCAAAGGAAGUGCCAUUUGGGGUCAAUCAAGAAUUUCGUUGUUUAAAGCGUACUGAUCUGAUCAAAGCCAUGGCCAAUAGUUUGCCAAUGGGAACUAUACGUACCCGCUGUCAAGUGCUUUCCAUUGAAUUAGAUCCUAUAACACAGUAUCCAAAGCUUAUGCUUAGCAAUGGAAGUAUCCUUCAAGCCAAGGUUGUUAUUGGAUGUGAUGGCGUGCAUUCUUCCAUUGCAAAUAUGCUUGGGUUAAAUUCAACGAAGCUCUUGGUCUUCUCUAUAUGUGUUGCACGAGGCUUCACAAAUUAUCUAAAUGGUCAUCAAUUUGCUAGUGAGUUUGUAGUGAUAAGCAGAGGUCAAGUUCAACUUGGAAGAAUCCCAAUGUCUGACAAGCUCGUUUACUGGUUUGUGACAAGACUAAGGACUUCUCAAGAUUCAAUAAUUUCAAAAGACCCAGUACUUAUUAGACAAUCUUUAGUGGAAUCAAUGAAAGGUUUCCCUGUAGACGCGAUGUACAUGAUACGAAAUUGCAAGUUGAACUUGUUGCAUCUCGCUGACUUGAAGUAUCGCCCACCAUGGAACUUGCUUCUUAACAACUUUAGGAAAGGUACAGUAACAGUCGCUGGUGACGCAAUGCAUGCAACAGGCCCAUUCAUUGCACAGGGUGGCUCAGCCUCCAUAGAAGAUGCUGUUGUUCUUGCCAGAUGUGUGUCACAGAAGAUGCACAAUGGUAAGAAAACGAGAAGAGAGCGAUAUAUCUUAGAGGAAGCAUUCGAUCAAUAUGUGAAAGAAAGGAGGAUGAGAAUCUUGUGGCUCUCUUUGCAUUCUUUCCUUGUUGGGAAGAAGCUUGAGACACAAUCAUUGAUAGUGAAAUCGAUCAUCCUUGCAAUCAUGGCUGUUCUGUUUAGAGACCCAGAUGAACAUACCCAUUAUGAUUGUGGAACUCUAUAGGAAGA
Molecule: messenger RNA, 1208 nt
Organism: Gastrolobium bilobum
Lineage: Eukaryota; Viridiplantae; Streptophyta; Magnoliopsida; Fabales; Fabaceae
Product: monooxygenase 1-like
Exons: 6
Coding region: 1-1203 (400 amino acids)
Molecular function (GO): FAD binding
Source: RefSeq, a predicted model, not a curated record